Pteronotus mesoamericanus is the source of this 1041-nucleotide messenger RNA. RefSeq names its product heterogeneous nuclear ribonucleoprotein A1-like. Gene Ontology annotation, molecular function: mRNA 3'-UTR binding. Gene Ontology annotation, cellular component: catalytic step 2 spliceosome. Lineage: Eukaryota; Metazoa; Chordata; Mammalia; Chiroptera; Mormoopidae. Gene Ontology annotation, biological process: mRNA splicing, via spliceosome. The record is from RefSeq and is a predicted model, not a curated record.
GUGGACGCCUCUGAGUAAGCAUCGGUGAAAUCUCCUCUCCUGUGGUCGUCAUGUCUAAGUCAGAGUCCCCCAAAGAGCCGGAGCAGCUACGGAAGCUCUUUAUCGGAGGUCUGAGCUUUGAAACAACAGAUGAGAGCCUGAGGAGCCAUUUUGAGCAAUGGGGAGCGCUCACAGACUGUGUGGCGAUGAGAGAUCCAAACACCAAGUGCGCCAGAGACUUCGAGUUUGUCACACAUGCCACUGUGGAGGAGGUGGAUGCAGCCAGGAAUGCAAGGCCACACACGGUGGAUGGAAGAGUUGUGGAACCGAGGGCUGCGUCAAGAGAAGAUUCUCAAAGACCGGGUGCCCACUUAACCGUGAAAAAGAUUUUUGUUGGUGGAAUUAAAGACACUGAAGAACAUCACCUAAGAGAUUAUUUUGAACGGUAUGGGAAAAUUGAAGUGACUGAAAUCAUGACUGAUCGAGGCAGUGGCAAAAAGAGAGGCUUCGCUUUUGUAACCUUUGAUGACCAGGAUUCUGUAGACAAGAUUGUCAUUCAGAAAUACCACACUGUAAAUGGCCACAACUGUGAAGUAAGGAAAGCCCUAUCUAAGCAAGAGAUGGCUAGUGCUUCAUCCAGCCAAAGAGGUCGAAGCGGUUAUGGAAACUUUGGAGGUGGUCGUGGAGGUGGUUUUGGUGGGAAUGACAACUUUGGCUGUGGAGGAAACCUCAGCGGUCGAGGUGGCUUUGGUGGUAGCCGUGGUGGUGGUGGUUCUGGUGGCAGUGGGGAUGGCUAUAAUGGAUUUGGGAAUGAUGGAAGCAAUUUUGGAGGUGGCAGAAGCUACAAUGAUUUUGGCAAUUACAACAAUCAAUCUUCAAAUUUUGGACCCAUGAAAGGAGGAAACUUUGGAGGCAGAAGCUCUGGCCCCUAUGGUGGUGGAGGCCAAUACUUUGCCAAACCACGAAAUCAAGGUGGCUAUGGCGGUUCCAGCAGCAGCAGUAGCUACGGCAGUGGCAGAAGGUUUUAGUUGCUGCCAGGAAACAAAGCUUUAGAAGGAGAGG